Molecule: messenger RNA, 10285 nt
Organism: Python bivittatus (Burmese python)
Lineage: Eukaryota; Metazoa; Chordata; Lepidosauria; Squamata; Pythonidae
Source: RefSeq, a predicted model, not a curated record
AGAUGUUAAAAAAUAUCUUAUGGAUGUAUUGGACUUUAGCCAUAACAAAUGCAUUCCACAAAGUUAAAGUGGAAAAAAGCCCACCAGUGAAGGGCUCACUCUCUGGAAGAGCCACCCUUCCAUGCUUCUUUUCAACUCUGCCUACUUUGCCUCCAAGCUAUCACAAUACAAGUGAGUUUCUCCGGAUUAAGUGGUCAAAGAUUGAACAGGACAAAGGUGGAAAAGAUCUCAAAGAAACUACAGUGUUGGUGGCCCAGAAUGGGAAUAUCAAGAUUGGACAAGGCUACAAGGGAAGAGUGUCAGUUCCAAGCCAUCCAGAAGACAUUGGCGAUGCAUCAUUGACUAUGGUGAAGUUACGUGCAAGUGAUGCUGGGGUUUACCGCUGUGAUGUAAUGUAUGGAAUUGAAGAUACCCAAGACAUUGUCUCACUGGCUGUUGAUGGUGUGGUGUUCCACUAUCGAGCAGCUACCAGCAGGUACACCCUGAAUUUCAAGCAGGCUCAGGACACCUGUUUGAAGAACGGUGCUGUAAUAGCAAAUCCUGAACAACUGAAAGCUGCGUAUGAAGAUGGAUUUGAACAAUGUGAUGCUGGCUGGUUGUCUGAUCAAACUGUUAGAUAUCCUAUUAGGCAACCUAGAGUUGGCUGUUAUGGUGACAUGAUGGGAAAAGAAGGUGUUAGAUCCUAUGGAUAUCGCCUUCCUAAUGAAACUUAUGAUGUCUAUUGCUAUGUUGGAAACAUAGAUGGUGAUGUCUUCCACACAACUUCUCCCAACAAGCUAACCUUUGAAGAAGCCAGACAUCUGUGUGAGGAACAAGGGGCAGUUCUUGCUUCAGUUGGUGAUCUGCAUGCUGCCUGGAGGAAUGGUUUUGACCAGUGUGAUUAUGGCUGGCUGGCAGAUGGCAGUGUGCGUCACCCUGUUUCUGUGGCAAGAAUCCAAUGUGGUGGAGGUUUACUUGGAGUGCGGACCCUAUAUCGCUAUGAGAAUCAAACUGCCUUUCCUUACCCAGACAGCAAAUUUGAUGCCUAUUGCUUUAAACGUAAAGAGAAUAUAUCUGAUUCUGCAACUGUUGAACUGAAUAUUCCUUUGGAAAGUGGAUCUGCCAAAUCGUUAACUGAACUGAAUGUAAUAUCUCCAAAAGCUACACUUCAUCCUUAUGUAUCUUCAGUCACAUCAGAAAUGGUUAAGGUAAAACUAGAAAAGAAGGCACCUCCGAUCAUUAAUUUAUCCACCCCUCUACCUCAAACUGUUACAGACAUUUCUGAUUUGUCAAAAAUGAAACAACCAGAGACUGUGCUAAGUGGCUUAGUGGAGAUUACACCUAGACAAGGUAUCUCUGAUUUCAUUGAAGCAAGUUCUGAAAGUCCAACUGAACAAAUAGAAGUGGCUCCAAUAAGAACUUCUGUAGAUGCUCCGUCAAGGAAUAACCUGAGUGUACAUUUAGGAACAGAGGUUCUAAGAAAGGAAGAAACAGAUCUUGGCACCCAACCCACCAAAACAUCAGUGGAAGCAAAAAGUGAUAAUGAACUCACAACUGUUGUCAUUCCAAAAGAAUUGCUCACUAGUGUUUAUGAACCUGAAAAGGCUGUUUUGCCUGAUCAGAAGCUAACACCUAGUACCAUUCCUAAACCAGAUAAAAUUGUAUCUUCUUCUAAGACAAUCUUAGAUGAUAUUGCUACAGAUACACCAGAUUCAAUAGUAACUUCAUUUGAAAGCAAAAAAAUAUCUACCCCGACUUAUUCAAAGGGCUAUGAAAUACCAGUGCUUACAACAUCUGACACAAUUAGAGUGGUACACUCAACAGUAGAGAAAGAAGAGCACACAGCAGCAGUUGAAAGCAUGUCUGGGUCUGAGUUUGCCACAGGGCUCAUACCUGUUGUCACAGAUGUAAAUGAAGUAGAAGGGCUCUUUACCAAAUAUGGAGCUGAGGUGUCAAGUCAUCGUCUAAUAACAGCUACACCAGAGUUGCAACAAGAGACAAUUGAAACAGAUGCAAAAUAUGAUUGGACUAAUGAGAAAACAACUGAACAGCAACCAGACAUUUCAAGAGAAAGUUCCCCAGCAAUGGUCACUGAAGACAAUGAAAUAAAAGAAUCUUUUAUAUUUACAGAAGCCACAAAGAUGGCAACUCCUGUUGCAAUUUCAGAGAAAGAAUCUAGCAUUUCUUUGGUUCCAGUUACCAUAGAAGAUGAAAUUUCUAAAGGCUCGGUUACAGUUACUGUUCAUGCAGGGCUCACAGAAACUGUAACAGAAGUUAUACCAACGAUUCAGCAGGAAUCUGUUACAGGAGAUCAAAUCGUGCAAAAAUUUGUCAUUGACCCAGGUUCUCCCACCGUUGUUCCAGAAUUACAUUCGUUACCUGAACAUGAUGUAGCUGCUGAAGGAUCCGCAUAUGAAAUAAAUUAUACCACUACAGAAAGAUCGAGUCCUGGUAUAAAAAUAAAAGAUUAUGAAACAGUCACACAGUCUGAAUUUUUUCCUGGAAUCAUUGAUCCCAAGCUGAAAGCAACAGGUGUUCCUCCCAUAGAACCAAGUACCAAAAGUGAACACAGGUCAUCCUUGGACAAAUUGGUAGUUCCCAUCUCUACAGAAACAGUUGCUCCUGUCACUAGAAAGUUUGAUGUGGGGAAAGUAGAUACUUCAACAACUCAUAGCCCAGAAGGAUCAGGAACAAAAGAAGAGGACGUAGGAAUGGGACCCAUUUCAUUUUCAGUUAGUGCAACAAGCAAACCAAUGGCAGUAACUGGCAUUGCCACCGCUGUCGAUACUGCAGUAGACAAAAUCCCACCAACUUCAGCAUCCAAACCUUUAAUUACCAAAACACAGCCACCUUUGAUUGAUAGGGAACCUGAUGAGGAUACGAGUAAGGAUGUGCUGAUAAUUGAUGAAUCUGUUUCCCCCAUUAAAACCACUAUUGAUGAUGAUUUUACAGGCAAAACGGUAGAGCCAGAAAUUGAUACUGAAUAUUUUACCUCAUCAACUAUCACUGCAGUUGCCCAGCCCACAGGGCCACCCACAGAGGUUUUAGAGUUUCCAGAAGAGCCCCCAGCUACUUCAGAGGUUGAUACAGGGUUGGAAAACCAACCUGACAUACACCUAUUUGUUGUUGCUAUCCCAGACAAUGAUACAGAUUCAUUGCCUGGAGUUUGGAAUGUAUUUGGUUACCAAAUCCAUCAUGAAAUAGAUGAACCCCCACUAGAUGGUGAAUCAACAACUGAUGAACCCUGUACAGCAAGCCCUGAUGAUGUUCCUGAAGAUAUCCUAAUUGUUGACCAUUUCUAUCCUGAAAUAUAUCAUCUGGAAGAAGAUGAUAGUGAAGAAGUUGACUGUGAGAAUACUACUGCUAUCACAACUCCCCCACCUUUGCAGUUUAUUAAUGGAAAGCAGCAAGUGACCACUGCACCUAAAGAUAUAAAAGCGGAAGAAGCAAGGAGUGACCAAAUUUUAGCACAUUCCAAAAAUGUAAAUUUUCUGCAUAUCAAUGAAACUAACAUGGUGUCUGAGAAUGAGUUCUUGGCCACAAUACAGCCAAAUGAAUCAACUGUGGAUACUGCUGUUACACAAAAGUUAAUGGCAGAAUUUGACAUGAUAGAAGAGGUCUUUAGUGGAGAUUUAGAAGUUUCAACUACACAUAAAAUUCAUGAAACAAUAUUUCUCCAUGGCCAGUCUUUAUCAGACAAUACUGAGAAAUUGAUACAGUCUGAAACAGAACACUUAGAAGAUUUAACUGCCAAGCCUGAAUUAAUAAGUUCUGUUUCUCCCCACACAAUGAACACAGAGCUAAAAGAAGACUCUGAACAGUUAACCAUAACAGCUUCUACUCAAGGUUGGUUACCUCAUUCUACCACUAUACCCUUAGCCACUGGAGAUGACAUAGCAGCUCAACAUGACACUUCUGUUGUGCAAGGAAAUUAUAAUACAACAAGUAGACAUAAUAUACUUAGUUCUUAUAUAAAUUCAUUGGCAACAACUACAAGUACUAAUUUAUUGAAUAUGCCAGAAGGGUCUGGAGAUGUUCAAGAAGAUGGUUUUAAACCAACUAGUGCAUUAAUAAAACCAGGAGGACAAGAAAAAGAUCCUAUUCAGGAAAUUUUCUCAGUUGAUGAAAAGCCAGUUCCACCUAAAGCUAUCCCUUCUGCUUCACAAUCUCCUGCUUCUUUGUAUAAAGAGACUAUGUUUAUUACUGAACAUAGUUUUGUAGAAUCCUUUACUACUGACUCUUCUACUGAAAUAAUUUUGAGCACUACUGAAAAUCCAGUUAAUAUGGAGGAGAAGAAAGAAAGUACAAACACUGUUUCUUUAAAUAUGGAGAAUUCAACUGCCAUCAAUACAGAAAAAUUGUUUAGUAACACUGAGUACUUCAGUGAUAACAUCAGAGCUGUGAGUGAAGGAUCGAUAACUCUCACCAAAACAAUUUCUGUAACAGAUGUUCCCCCUCUCAAAACCAAAGAGGUCACAGGAAAUAGAUUGCCCAUUAAUGAAGAAUCUGGUGAUGGAUCCACAGAAUUUUGGAGGAAACCUAAUAGAGAAAUACUUUUGGGGGGUCCUACCAGCAAAGUGGUAAGUAUAGACUCCCAAUUUCUAGAUCCAGGUUUUGGAGGAAUUGAUAGUAUGACUCAAGCUACUACCCUGACUUCAUUUCCAGUGAGGUCUGAAUAUGGAAGCAGUGAAGGAAAGGAAAUAGGUGGUGUUUCAAGUAAACCACCAGUGAAUCAUGCAAUUCUUACUAAUCAUACAGUAGAUGUGUUGGAUGCUGAAUUGCAUGGGGGGGCUACAGACACUAGAAUAGAAAGUCAAGUAUCAAAAAAUGCAACUUAUAGCCAAGGAGCACUACAAGAUGAAUCAGAUGCAAGUAUGUUAUUGCCAUUUAAUGACAAGUCUGUUGUGGAGACAAAUGAAGAAGUAAUAACAUCUAUAGCAGUACAAGAGCAAACAGACUUGUUUGAAACAUCUAGUAUGACAGUGACUCUGGAACCUUCAGCAAACAUUUCUCCUGACAUCAGUGUAAGAAUGAACUUAGUAACAGAAUCAAGUGAAACUGGAAACACUGUAGAACAUUCCACCAGUACUCCACAGUAUUCCACAUUAGUGGCAAAUAACAUAACUCUGCAGAAAGGAAGUUCUGAAUACAUAGUAAAUGAAGCAAUGGAAUCUCUUCAGCUGGAAGAUAGAAAAAACAUUUCUCCAACUACCUUUGCCCAAAAAAUGGAUCUUGUGGAUGUAGGCUCUGGAGAAGAAUCAGUUAAUGACACAAGUAGCAUGGUACUGGAGCAUUAUACUCCCACAGAAAAAGAAAAUAAUAGUAAAUUUCCAUUGAUUGAACCUGGUUCUGGAGACAUAGACUCUUUUACAUAUUCUCCUACAAAAAACCCAGUUUCAUCUGAAUUAUUGGUACAAGGACCUAGAAUUCAAAUAAAUGAAAGUGAAGAACGCAGCGUGACAUCUCAGUAUCCACUAGUUACAGAUGUAGCUGCAACGUUAGACAUAAGUAGUACUACUAUAGUCACAUUAGUGAACCCAAGUAUUACAGGAGAGUCCAUUAACAAAUCAAAAAUGGAAGAGGAAGUGUCAAAUAUAUUGGAAACAAGAGCUUCUGAUACAACCUCCCAUUUGGAGGCAGACAUGUAUUAUGAAGAAAGAAGAAAAAUUACACAAACAGAAUCUGUAACAGAACAGCCAAGAAUUUCUGGUACUUCUACAUUUAAUCCACAUGUAGAAGAAAUAAAAUUUGAUAUUAAUUCUGUUACUGAAUCUUUACAGAAAUAUCCCCCUUCGUAUGAUCAAACACGUAGAACUGUAGAGAAAGAAGAAUGGCUGGAAGAAAAUAGUAAACCUACUGAAGGUGGUCACACACUUUCCCCCCCAUCUACAAUGUAUAGACCAAUAAACACAGCAAUUAAUGUUCCAUUUUUGUCAAAACAAGACUUGGAAAAUGCAUUCUUUAUGGUUCAGACUACCACUGCACCUGGGAGUUCUGCUAUAUUAAAAGAAAGCUCCAACAUGUUAAAACUUGAUACUCUUCAUCCUAAAAGUUCAGAAGAACUUUUUUCAGAGGAAAAACAAGAAUUUGAAAGGCACACUGACUAUUCUAGAUAUGAAUUUAAAUAUCCACCCACUAUAGAAGACAAUUUGUCUGAAGCCAGUGAUGAAAUAGUUCCACUGUUACCUAUUGUAGAUACUGAAACAUCUUCUAUAAAUUGGUUCAUUCCUGAAGAUGAUCAGAACAAAGAAAACACCUCCCAAGAGGAAGAAAAUAUACUAGCUGCAACAGAUGGAACUUCCCAAGGGCAAGCCUGGGUGUUGACAGGGCAUGAAAAUGAAACUCCUAUUUCAGAAUUAUUUAUUGAACCCCUUACUGCUGGAACAAUAGAAACACCAAAAAUCACCUUAUUACCCAAAGUGUUGAGUGUUGCAAGCCAUGAUGGUUCUGGGGAAGGAUCUGGCUGGCAGGAUGUAAUGGGGAAAAAAUCUGAAUCAUCUACCCAGUUGCCCAAUUGGGAAAUGCCACCUAUAACACACACCCUCCCUUAUUCAGAGAUUGAGAACACAAGUGCCACAGUGAAUGGAUCUCCAAAAGAACUACUCAUCUACUCAGAGAAACAGGAAGACACAGCAACAUCUGAAAGUGACAUUUCAGAGAGCUUUUCAUAUGAGAAUUCCACAAACAACAUAAAGGAUUAUGAAGAUCUUAUCCCUGUAGUUGGUUUCAAAAGAAAUUAUUCUGAGGAUAUUUCUAGCUUUAUUGAUAUUAUUGGAACAGGGCAUGAAGUAAUAUCUGAUGAAACAACAAUUAUUGAUGUUGAUUAUUUGAAAUCAAGUGCAAAUGUUGAAGACAUUAGAGAUUAUACAACUGUAAAGCCCGACAGACACUCAACUUAUGAUAUUUAUACAUCAGCAAUGAAAAUUCAAAAUAUAACACCUGAAAUGUUAAUUGAUGAUAACAGUAUAGAUAAUCAAGGAAGUUCUGUGGGUAGUAAAUUCAUACAUAGUGAACCUAUAUUAUCUGAACAUACCCCAACAUCAGAUGUGGGUUCAGGAGAUGUUGCAUUUUUCACAAUAGAAACUGCAAUUUCUCAGGACCUGCCUAAAAUAUCCACUCUACUUCCAACCAUGGCUCCUCUUGUCAGUUCUACCAUAUUGUCUCCAAUGAGUUCUGAAGAAAAGGCCACUGAAUUAGGGUAUGAAACUGAACAUACAGAAUCUGAAGAAACAAUACAACCCAUAUCUGAACAACCAACACUGUCAGACAAUCAAAUAGUAGCUGAGGAAAAUGAAAUUACAUUUUCAGGAGAAAAACAAGUACAGAUGGAUAAACAGAAACAUCUGGUUCUUUCUUCAACUCCAGCAUACAUGCCUAUAAAAACACAACAAACUUUGACAACACAUAAACCUGAAGAAAAUACUGCUUCAGGUCAGCUUGUUUCACAAAAUGUAACAAAGUCUGAAGAAACAAGCGACAAGGUGUUUGAAGGAAUGAAAACUGCACCCACACAAUCCAUAGAAACAGUUAUGAAAAACUUGCUUCUUACAACACAAACACCAAAACUGCCUGUGACUGUGCAUUUACUCAAUGAUGUUUCUGAAUACCCAGAAGAAACCAUGAAAAGUACAUCAUCAUCAACUGAUUCUAACAAACAUAGUUUGCCAGUGUCAGAAACUUUUAGAGAAGCUAGUGCUGACACAACAGUAACUUACAAACCUGCUUUGAAAGAUUCUUCCAGUGAAACAGCUUUUCCUAAAGUGGAAUUGGAGAACAGAUUCCUUGAAAGUGUACCUACAUCUGAUGGGCAUAUAAUAGAAACAUCAAAAACUACUACAGAAGAAACAACUAUUUUUGAAGAAUCUGUUUCAAACGGAGUGGUACCAUCAAGCUUUAUACAUUCAGGUGCUGAAAUUUUAGAAGAUCGUUUAGAAGAAGAAACUUCUGAGAAGGUAAAGGAGCUAAAUCAGUUAGAUGGAAGUAGUGCUGAUGGAAGUUUGCUGUGGAUGCAUAGCAUACCUUCUUCGGUUCCACAUGAGAGUAAAACAGGUGGAGUAUUUGGUGCUGAUGAUGAAGCCAGUGCGUGGCCAAUUUCACCCCCGCCAUCUACAGAUAAAAUUGCAGAAGCCCAAACUGUUCAGCCAGAGUCAACAACUAUUUCUUCUAACGUUGUAAAUCAAUAUACAGGUCUUGAAAGCAUUUCUGAUUAUAACAGACAGACAAUAAAUACAGAAGACGUAAAUGCAAAUGAACUUGUAACCCCACCAUUUUUACUUUUGGAUGUUACUAAAGGAUCAGAUUUCCUGAUUGGUCCAGGUGAAGGUUCAGUUGAAGGCUCAGCAGUUCAGAUCUCAGGCCAAGAUCUAUGUAAAAGCAAUCCAUGCUUGCAUGGGGGCACUUGUUACCCACGCGACUCUUUCUAUAUCUGCACUUGUAUGCCAGGUUUCAGUGGUGAUCGGUGUGAAGUAGAUGUUGACGAAUGUCAAUCCAGUCCUUGCAGAAAUGGUGCCACGUGCAUUGAUGGCGUCAGCACAUUUACUUGUCUUUGUCUCCCAAGCUAUGUUGGAGCUCUUUGUGAAAAAGACACUGAGACCUGCGAUUAUGGAUGGCAUAAGUUUCAAGGGCAAUGCUACAAAUACUUCGCCCAUCGCCGGACGUGGGAUGCAGCUGAGAGAGAGUGCCGCCUGCAGGGCGCCCAUCUAACCAGCAUCCUGUCUCAUGAAGAACAGCUGUUUGUAAACCGUAUAGGACAUGACUAUCAGUGGAUUGGCCUAAAUGAUAAGAUGUAUGAGAAUGACUUCCGCUGGACAGAUGGCAGCGUGCUGCAAUAUGAAAACUGGAGACCAAAGCAGCCAGAUAGUUUCUUUUCUUCUGGAGAAGACUGUGUUGUUAUAAUUUGGCAUGAAAAUGGUCAGUGGAAUGAUGUACCAUGCAAUUAUCACCUUACUUACACAUGCAAGAAAGGAACAGUUGCCUGUGGUCAGCCCCCAGUGGUAGAAAAUGCAAAGACUUUUGGAAAGAUGAAGCCCCGUUAUGAAAUUAACUCAUUGAUCAGAUACCACUGUAAAGAUGGUUUCAUCCAGCGCCAUGUUCCAAUAAUCAGAUGCCAAGGAAAUGGACGAUGGGAUUUACCUAAAAUUACUUGCAUGAAUCCAUCCUCAUUCCAAAGGACUUAUUCUAAGAAAUAUUAUUAUAAAAAUUCUUCACCAGGAAAGGUAAACUCAUUAAAUUCAUCAAAACAUUUUCAUCGUUGGAUCAGGACAUGGCAGGAUUCAAGGCGCUGAACCCACUCUGGUGAAAGUGGGACAUUUGCCAUGCCAGAAUGCCCUAAUUUACUGUGCCUUAAAAAAAAAAAAAAAAAAAAAAAGGAUUACUCAGCAUUUUGGAAUGCUUAUGGACCUGAGUACUUACAACACAUAUCAGUGAUGGCUACAAAUGAAAAUAUUGAAAAGGGAACCAUUUCCAGCCUAUCUAGUAUGUUAAUUUCUAUAUGUCAUUGGUGAGGGAUUAUUUGAUUCUUUACCCCAGCACCUGUAGUAAUUAAACUCUUCCAUUUUAGCACCAAUGAUAAUGUAAAUAAGAUGAUUUAAUAGUGUUUAAGUGUGUUGUAUUUUAAAAAAAAAAACUGUAUAUACAAUGAGAUGUCAAACUAAGUUCAGGCUUAUUUAUGACCAUUUGGCUUCAGAGAUCUUUAAUCAUUUAUGUUGCUUGUCUUGGAGGUACUUCACAAGGCUGGAAAUAAUUUUAAAUUGUUAUCUGCUCUCAUUUUGUAAACAUGGGAGAAGCAGCUAUUACAAGCUGAAGAUGUACUGUGAAAGUAGUAUUUUGCUUAAGAAACAUAGCUAUUUCCUAAUGGAGGGCCGUAGAAUCUAUGGAAUGAAAAGCUUUCACAAGGAGCAUGAAAACUUGGAAGAAAUGACUGCAAUAUGGAACUUGACUUUUGUCCUUUCCAGCUUUGGUACUGAUCAAGAAGGACUUGAGGACUCUUAAAGAAAAGUUGACAAGGAGGGCCUGUAGGAUUAAUAUUAAUAAUAAUAGUAAUAAAGGCUAAUACAUUAAUUCUCAACCAGGGACAUUUUUUAAAAAUACAGCUUUUCCAACACUAAUCAUGGGUCUAUGUUACAGCUCUCUGCAUUUUAAGAUGGAGAUAUAUAGACCUACGUUUUGUAAAAUAAAAUUUAAAAAAAGUAAAUAAUUUUGUAUAUAAAAUCUAUAUAACCAUUUUUAAUCUUUUUAUAAAGUAAUGAAUGUUUGUGUAUGAAUGCUGCAGCUGUGAAGCGUACAUAAAUAAAUGAAGUAAGCCAUA